Mytilus trossulus (common blue mussel) is the source of this 1213-nucleotide messenger RNA. RefSeq lists its product as uncharacterized. The coding region runs from base 113 to 1189 and encodes 358 amino acids. The transcript has 4 exons. The record is from RefSeq and is a predicted model, not a curated record. NCBI's taxonomy places the organism in Eukaryota, Metazoa, Mollusca, Bivalvia, Mytilida, Mytilidae.
UAUAACCACACAGUUUACAUCGAUAAAAGCAACGUCUUCAACACUUGGUUGUAUCAUUUAUAAACAGACGUGACAAGUAUUAGUUUCUAUUAUAAGGACAAAUAUUUUUAAAAUGACGUCUAAUCCCAGCAUGCCUAAUUGCAAUGAUUCUAAACAUGAAAUAAUUUUUAUUCGUCAAGAAAGCAGAGUUCGAGCGAUUCAUCCAGACGAAGAACACGAACCUUUCCUUAAGACAACAUCGCCGAAACAAUGUCGACAUUCAACAGAAUUAAACGAAAAUGAAAAGAACAACGAGUUAAAUACAACCAGAGAGUUAAAAGUCAAUGGAAACUUGGUCAUUUAUAUGCCUCCAAAAGACGAACCAUGUACAGAAAAUAUGAAAUACCAAAAUGAGAGAGGUUUGGUAACACCGGUAUCGUUUGACCAUGUUGACGGGCCGCAAUUUCCUAAGAAGAAAUCUGCUCCUAAAUGUUCAUGUUUAAGGCCCCAGACAUAUGUCAAUAUUGCCUUAGCAUUAGCCUGUGCCGUCGCACUAUUAGUAGGAGUAUGGAGCUUUGUAAAAAACAAUAUUGACAAUGAUGACACAGGUGACAAAUACUUGUACUGUUAUUCAUGCAGCUCAACAACCAAUAUAAAGGAGAAAUACAAGAAGGAUAAUAUGUGCUGCAUUAAAGAACCAAUAAAAAAUUACAAGGAUCAACAAAAUUCUGUUGGCGAUGGAUUGGGUUCUCAAGGUAAACAGUCAUAUAAUGGUUCAAGAAUUUUAGAAUUUGAAGCAGAUUUUCAGACGCAAACAGCUUGGAUAAACCAUGUAAACAAAUUCAUUAGCUGGAAUCCAUCCUGCAGUAUAAAUAAUUCAUUCCUUUCGCAUGAAUCUGAUAAAGGACUCUUGACAUUGACGCAUGAUGGUACGUACGUCAUAACAGUUUCUUUGACGACGGAUACAUUUUCUGCAAACAAGAAUGAAACGUACAUUCGGGGUAUCGUUUGUUUGGUGAUCGAGACCAAUGAAGGUGAGAUAACUGAAGAAUGUCGACCAAUUACGCACACUUCAAUAAUGACCAUUCCUUUCGAAAUAAUCAAAUAUCGACAAUUACAGAACGGCACAAAGAUAUACGCAAAAAUCAAUCGACCGAAAAUGCUUAAUAAUAAAGGAAGCCACAACAAACUUGUUAUUGUCAUGCUGUAGUGUAAGACAUUAUGCUGUAGUGUA